AUGGCCGCUCAAAACGCAAAAACCCUGACCAAAGAGCCAGCUGAAAAAGAAAUUGACUCGAUCGGAGGUAAGAAGCGGAAGGAUAAUCGAUCCCGCGAUGAACGUAGGUCAGGUAAGCGACCCAACCACAAGUUUUCAAUGUAUACUCCGAUCAACAAGCCACAAAAGCAGGUCCUGAUGGAGAUCAAGGGCGAAGGAUUCAUUAAUUGGCCAGACAAACUCCAAAGUAAUUCGCACCGACGAAGUAAGAGUAAGUACUUACAUUUCCAUCGCGAACAUGGACAUAACACAAGUGAUUGUUAUAAUCUAAAGCAGGAGAUUGAGAGGCUUAUCCGAGAGGGUCACCACGCCGAAUAUGUCGACUUAGGAGCCAGAAUCAUGGAAGAAUGCUCAAAUGAUAACCGACCUACUGAGGAUAUCCAAACUAUUAUCGGUGGCCAUCUGGGCAGAGGUGAUUCAAAUAAUGCUCGUAAAAACCAUGCAAGGAAUGUUAGUCAACUUAAGUCCGAAAUUAUGGUUCUAGCUCGACCCCUAAAGGAGAGAAAGCUCAAGAAAUACAAUUUAGUAUUCACCGAAGCGGAUGCGAGGGGCAUUCAUCACCCGCAUGAUGAUGCUCUGGUCAUCACUGUCACUAUCGCCAUCCGCCAAGUUUUCAGGGUCCUUGUCGAUACAGGCUUAUAUGCGGAUGUGUUGUUUACACAUGCGUUCAACAAGAUGGGUGCCAAACGUUCAGCUCUGAGGCCCAUGAGGACUCCAUUGAUCGGAUUCUCAGGCGGACAGAUUCUUCCUGAAGGAUCAAUUCAACUCCUGCUCACUGUCGGGGAGGUGUCAAAUCAAGCUACUGUUAUGGUCGACUUUCUGAUAGUCAAUCAGUCUUUGGUUUAUAAUGCAAUCCUCGGUUGA
Molecule: messenger RNA, 903 nt
Organism: Magnolia sinica
Lineage: Eukaryota; Viridiplantae; Streptophyta; Magnoliopsida; Magnoliales; Magnoliaceae
Exons: 1
Coding region: 1-903 (300 amino acids)
Source: RefSeq, a predicted model, not a curated record